Triticum aestivum (bread wheat) is the source of this 2454-nucleotide messenger RNA. RefSeq lists its product as uncharacterized. The record is from RefSeq and is a predicted model, not a curated record. The transcript has a single exon. Lineage: Eukaryota; Viridiplantae; Streptophyta; Magnoliopsida; Poales; Poaceae. The coding region runs from base 1602 to 2309 and encodes 235 amino acids. Gene Ontology annotation, biological process: shoot system development; root development.
CAUACAAAAGAAAAAUCAGCUUGUUGUGGAGGUGGGCGGCAGUGGCACAGCACCCCCAUCAGCGAUGAGAUUCUUGCUGUCUACAAGGCCAGCCAUUCCAUGGCUUGUGCUUAUAUAGAGAGGCAAACCAUACGGGUUAAGCACCAUUGCAGCAAAAUUUCUUUUCUCUGAAUCUCUCUUCCAUUUCCAGAUACAUAGAAAGCACACCACACCAUCCCCCAUUCCAGCCAUGGCUAGCCAGCAAUUCUCUGAAGGCGAACAUCUCUUCACCUUCUGCUACCAUUGAAACAAAGUUUGAUGGCUUCAGGAGGUGUGUACGUGAGUACGUGUGCACAAUAGUAUCGAGCAGAUCAUAUGCAGCCAAAUUAUCCUUUGCCAGAGCAACAAAGGUAAAGUGUGAAGCUCGAGCUCGAGCACUCUCUUGCACUGAUCGACAUCUGCAAUGCCAUCCUAGAGAGCUUUUCUUAGCUCAAGACAAGCAGUCCGGAAAUUACAUUGGCUCUGAGGCCAAGAUAUAGUCCUUCAUCAGUCUGACCAGGAUGGGGCCAAAACAGUGGAAGAAGAUCAACCAGAAAUCUCCUUCAGCUGACAAGGAGGGUUGCAGGGUGGUCAAACUGUUGGCUGGAGCAAGAGAGGUCGUUGCUUCAAUGCUUCAGUCAUCCACACGGUUCCUACUGAAGCAACUUGUGAUGCCGAGUUAUAACAAGCGGUAUCUUGUCUCCAAGAAGUUCCACAAGAUAAGACUUCCAUGCAACAAAGAGCAAUUACUGAAACUGGAGUUUCGUUGUUCUUCAGGGCAGUGCUUAGACUUUGUUUGAGGAGAUUGAUCCCGAGCAUAGUUUCUUUUCUGAAUGAUACAUUGCCUAUGGUUCACUGUGAUUGGCACCCACCUUUUAGAGCGUCAGUUUACUGUUUAUGCUGCUGAUAGCUUGGACAGUGUCUACAAGAAAAACAACUUUCGAGCAUUUAACUCAGACAGAUCUUCAGAAAAUACAGUUACUCAGAAAUGCUCAUCUUUGCAGGCCGUCAUACAAUCUAAUAACAUAUUGUUCAAACCGGGUUUUGAAAUGUGUCUCUACAAGAUGGCCAUGUUAUUCAGAUGCCAUGUGUUGCUCAGCAACAAGCAAAGGAUCCUUGUGCAGUGGAUCUUGCUAUCCAUGGCCAAAUCAAGCCAACUCAAUAUCCAAGGUUGAGCAAGCAAGUAGCAUGUGUUGUACAACACACCACACCUAUUCAAAUCAGUAAAUGUAUAAUAACUAGAUAACACGUAUGCACCAACACAUACUGGGUCGCCAAUUAAUGGAACAUGAUAAUGUGAUAUCUCAUUGGAAGAAUAGCUACUGCACUGAAGAAUUUGAACUACACAUGGGCUAAGAUUCCAAAUGUUGCACCAGAUCUCACAAACUUGGUAUACAAAACUGUGGGGAUGAGUUGGCAUGAUUCCUUGUGUCUACCAUUCGAAUGGCGCUGUAUCAUACAGUUCCUCUGUAUAAAUAGGCCUCAGAAGAAGGCUAAACACAUCAAACCGAAAGGUGCUCUCUCAUUCUCAUACCUUCAAACCUCAAGUACUCAACACAGAGGAAAGAGUCUUAGCAACAGAUAUGGCUUGCCAUCUUAGAUCAGUUAGUUUGCCUUCUAGGCCUCACACCAAGGUUGAAGAGGAGCUGCACAGCCUAGAGGCGAGCAUCUCUUCAUCCUCCAUGGCCAUCGAGACAAUCUCUGAUGGUUUGAGGAGGAUUGGAGACAUCUACAGCACCAUUGAAGAGAUCAUGUGCCUUCCAAGCAACCAAAUUUGCUCUUCCCAGCAAAGGAAGACGUUGGAAGGUGAAACCGAGUGCUCCCUUGAGCUGCUAGAUCUCUGCAAUGCCAUGUAUGAGGACUUCACUGAGUUGAAGGCCAUUAUCCAAGAUCUGCAAGUGGCGACCAGAAAAGGAGAUGACACCGCUGUUCAGGUCAAGAUCCAGUCUUACACCCGCCUGGUGAAGAAGGCGAAGAAACAUUUCCAGAAGGCUGUGAAGAAGGUUACAUCCGACAAGGAGGACUACAGGAUGGUCAGGCUGUUGAGAGAGGCUAGGGAGAUCACCACCUCUCUCCUCGAGUCAACAGUACACCUCUUGUCCAAGCAAAUCGCAGUGCCAAAAUGGUCUCUCGUCUCCAAGGCAUUCCAGAAGAAGAACUCGGUUGUUUGCAAGGAGGAGCAGUUGCAGGUCCUAGAGUGCAGUGUUGGAGAUCUUGAGGCUGGAGCACGAAUUCUGUUCCGGAGAUUGGUCCAGAGCAGAGUUACUCUGCUAAACAUCCUUAGCUCAUAGAUACACUUCAAUAUCUGCUACUCUUGCACUAUGCGAUUGGCUUCCACCUUUUAAAGGAUUGCUGAUCUUUCCCAAUGUGUGUAUAUAUGUAGAAUUGUACAGAAUACUCCAUACAGAAAGGAAACAAAAGUUUUGAUCGAACUCA